Sclerotinia sclerotiorum 1980 UF-70 is the source of this 381-nucleotide messenger RNA. RefSeq lists its product with no specific name. The record is from RefSeq and is a predicted model, not a curated record. Lineage: Eukaryota; Fungi; Ascomycota; Leotiomycetes; Helotiales; Sclerotiniaceae. The transcript has a single exon. The coding region runs from base 1 to 381 and encodes 126 amino acids.
AUGGCAACAUCCCCUCCAAAACCAACCGCAAAAUCACGCAUCCGUGAAGCAGAACCCAAAGACAUCAAUGCCAUCACAACAGCUAUGAUCACCUCCCUAAGCUCCGACGCCAUGUGGCGAUAUCGAUUUGCGCAUCGAGAUAAAUAUCCCGAAGAUCUACUCAAGUAUGCUCGACUCUACAUUGAGCUUUUAGUAUCUGGAUCUUUUCCGGACUACGCGACUCUUAUUGUAGAGGUUGAAGAGGAUUCCGUCUGGAACACUGCUGCUUUUUCUAUAUGGGAUAUUUCGUAUGAGAAUAAACGUGUAUAUACAGCCAAGGGAGAAACUUAUACAUCCCAAUCACGUACGUCUCUUUCCCGUUUCAGCCCAAGAAACUAUUAG